Messenger RNA from Oncorhynchus nerka (sockeye salmon), 535 nucleotides. It is a transcript of the gene wdr83os, whose product is annotated as WD repeat domain 83 opposite strand. The coding region runs from base 115 to 435 and encodes 106 amino acids. Gene Ontology annotation, biological process: protein insertion into ER membrane. Gene Ontology annotation, molecular function: protein folding chaperone. Gene Ontology annotation, cellular component: endoplasmic reticulum membrane. The record is from RefSeq and is a predicted model, not a curated record. The transcript is spliced from 4 exons. Lineage: Eukaryota; Metazoa; Chordata; Actinopteri; Salmoniformes; Salmonidae.
ACGGCGGAAAUGAUAGGCCCCGCCCCUUCAUUCGCCCAGCUAGCUGACGGGUCCCACUCAACACCGUUUUGCCACUAAAUUAAUCCUUAAAAAUAUCUCAACAAGAAGGACAUUAUGUCCGCAAACAACAUGUCAGGCCCACAAAGGGUAAACAAAAUUAUCCGAUACAAGCCCCCCAGCACAGAAGCAAACCCCACCCUGGAAGACCCGACUCCAGACUACAUGAACCUACUCGGCAUGAUCUUCAGCAUGUGUGGCCUGAUGCUGAAGUUAAAGUGGUGUGCGUGGAUAGCAGUGUACUGCUCCUUCAUCAGCUUCGCUAACUCACGCAGCUCCGAAGACACCAAACAGAUGAUGAGCAGCUUUAUGCUGUCCAUCUCAGCCGUGGUGAUGUCAUACCUCCAGAACCCCCAGCCCAUGUCGCCACCGUGGUAACCAAGGACCAAUGGCGGGGGGGCCUUGCAGGAGAGGGGCGGUUCCAGACUGAGAGUGGGAGACGGACUCCUGACUCGCCCACUGACCAUCUGGGAGAGAG